AAGUGGUAGAAGUGUCAUUAUUUAGCCUAUGAAGUGAAGGGGAGAGAAGAGAGCAAACACGACUGAAUGACCCUGGGGUGGGAAAGGCUCUCGACUCCACUACCUCAUUAAAGCUUAAAGCGUUCAGAUGGACAACACAUCAAAUGGUGGUCCCGACCUCACAAGCUUCGGCUACUGCUCUCCAAUCCCACCCAACUCACUUCACUUCCAUGGAGAUCAGCUCACAGUUAACUUCUGAAAUGGACUCUGUUUAGAAGUGUAAAAACAUGAAAGGCGUUACGCUGAGGGAGAGGACAGAAGGGACUUAUUAAAACAGCAGGACCGAUGACAGUUUGGUGGUUGGACUCGAGCCAAAGAGGAACUCAGAACCUAACAUGUCAUGCCCUGACAGGAUUUGGAAAUCUCAGGUGGGAACUGGACCAGACACAUAUUCAGAAACCACAACAAGAACAAGAAGAAGAAGAAAUUAUGUCCUUUUGGCCUCAACUGCUGUUUUAGGAUUUGAAAAUCUGAAAUAAUGGUAGGAUAGAUGUCUUCCACUUCAAACCAGAAGCCGGCAGCCGUGCGUGGUUAUCAUCAGGCUCAAAGUUAAUAGUGGUGGAGCGUUCAUCUUCACGAAGCCAAACCCUAAUCUAGUCACGGCUCUGAUGAAAGAUUAUUGUGCUUCAGUGGUUCCCUAAAGUAACAGGACUAUAUAUUCAUUAACUCUUUCCCUGACAGAGGCCUUGAAGGUUUUUUAGUAGGUGUGUGUGUGUGUGUGAGGUGAGUCUUUGUCUGUGUGUGUGCAACCAGCGUGUGCGUGAGAGUUAUAAAUGGAGAGGCAGGGAUGUCUUGGAGACUCUGAGCUGUAUGACUUUGUCAGCGAUAUAAAUCUCAUGGAGUUUCACCCAAAGUCCACUGCGGGACCUAAACAGCUGGGGGACGGUGCUCAGUCUCCCAUGGCCUACCGGAGUCGGUUCUACAACCUCUCCUACGUUCCUGGGGGCCACCGGGAGACGGCUUCAUUCCAGGGGGAGCACAGUGAAGACGGACAGCCCCUGCACGAACCAGCCCCCGGGGACACAUCCGUGUACCCCUACAGCCCAGGCCCUUUCCCACACACACCCCCCCCCCCCCUCACACACGCCGGUCGGUCGAAGCGGAGGCGCGUGAUCUCGGUGGGCCAGCGUCAGGCGGCGAACGUCCGGGAGAGGAAGAGGAUGUUCAGUCUGAACGAGGCGUUCGACGAGCUGCGGAGGAAGGUGCCGACUUUUGCCUACGAGAAGAGGCUCUCCCGCAUCGAGACGCUUCGGCUCGCCAUUAUUUAUAUCACCUUCAUGACGGACCUGUUGGAGAGCACCUGACCUGAUCGCAUAGAGUCAUCGGGGUGAUAGGAAUCCGACACAUUUAUCAGACUGGUUAGAUGUAUUGACGCUUUGACUCCACAUCAUCUAUGUCUUCUCUGUGACGUACCUGUUUAGAACCACUGAUCAGGCUCACCGUGGCCAAGAGUGAUUGGAAACCUGGUUAAUUGAUAUGUUCUGUUCAUGGCAGGCCAAUACUGGAAAAACACCUGACCAGGAGCGAUGUGAGUGAUAAGAUAUCUGAUUUAUUAUAUGUAUUUAUGGAUCUUCCCGUCUUAGAAUGUUGCUGUGGUUGGUAACAUUUAAUACGAAAAGGGUUUUUAGUUGCAUUGUAGAAAUGUGUUAUUAACAUUACUCAGAAAACAAUAAUUAUCUUACAAACAGUUGAACUGUGGAAUGAUAUGUGCUAAGUAAUCUUUUGGUUUAGCAGUCUAAAUUGGGUUCAUUUUCAUGGCAAAAAAUAAUAAUAAUAUUGUAAUGAGAUAUCAAAGAGAAACCACUUAACUGAUACCAUUAAGGUGUCUGCACAGGGGUUGGCCAAAAGGCCUAGAACCCCACGGGGAGUGUUUGUGAUUAAUAAGGAGUUAAAGAUAAACGCUGAUGGUGUUGACUCAUCAUCAACUCUAUUUAUCUAUCGGACGGUAAAGUGCUAACUGCUUGUGAGGAUUUCAUGAGUGAACUGCAGGGGAAGGAGUGGGAUUAGAGAGAUUUACCACUAGAGGAGAAGCUACCUCAUCAGCCCCAACUGUUUGUGUGUCACAGUAUGCAACUCCCUGGUGAGCAACCUAGUCCCCCUCCCCUCUUUUCAUAGGAGAGUAUGCCACCUAGUGGCCAUUUACUUACCGUUAACAUUCAUUACUGAAGGCCUACCUUUAACCAGGGCUCUCUAACUGUAUUUCCACUUAAAAGGUUUAUGCAAUUGUAACGCAGCACUCCUUUACAUAAUAAGCCUAGACUUAUUUUUAUUUUUUAUGCUUUGUAUGACAGGAACAUUUGAAGAAAUAGACAACAGGGUUUUUUCAGAAAGAGCAUUGGGCCAGAUUCAAACCCAUAAUACCCCAGAGACAAUGGCUUAGACCACAGAACCACCAGAAUCUAUCGUUGAAAAAAUAACAAAGCCAAUAACCACAUCUGUUUUGGUAAAAAUAAGUAAUAUUAAUACAAAUUUUUUAAAACAGUGAAUGCAAGGAAUGAUGUUCAUUCAAUUAACAUUAUAGUUUGAGCUUUGACCAUAUACAGCGUUUGUUUAUGCAUUCAUUGCUCACCAACAAUAAAGUAAAACAACACUCUAAAUAAUGCUCCAAAUCUGGGCAAUUUUGACAACCCACAAUGGGGUCCAUAUUGGACAAACAGAGCAUUGUUAUUAUUCUACCCAGCAAGGUUGGGUUGUGAGAUAAACCCAGAACACCAGUUUGAACCAUCACCGCUGUCAUUAUAUAUGUAAUCGUUUUGUAAUGUUCUGUGUCAUCGCAAUUAAAAUGUGGGUCACAUAGUUUUGCAUUCUCUACUAUCCCACCCUUUCUCCUUUUCUACCAGUAUCUUGAUCACCUGUGGGCAGGGACAAGUGUCCCCUAGGAUGAACCUGAGUAGGGUCCAUUCACCUCUGCCUGGUAUCGGUAAAGUUAGAACCUGCCUAAAACCACACAUUCACAGGGUUUAACCGUAUAUGACACCAUUAUUAUGAGAUUGUUUUCCUGCAUUUAGUAGAUAGUUAGUAGUUGGAGAUGCUAUCACACUACAGUAAAUUCAGGAGUUAAAAAUGAAUCACCCUGAGCUUGCUAAAACUUGUGUUUCCGGCUCAAAUCUGUGUUUAGGUUGCAGUCUGCAAACUGAGAGUCAGUGAGAAAACAU
Messenger RNA from Esox lucius (northern pike), 3194 nucleotides. It is a transcript of the gene ferd3l, whose product is annotated as fer3-like protein. The record is from RefSeq and is a predicted model, not a curated record. Bases 813 to 1343 code for a protein of 176 amino acids. The transcript has a single exon. Lineage: Eukaryota; Metazoa; Chordata; Actinopteri; Esociformes; Esocidae. Gene Ontology annotation, biological process: developmental process; regulation of transcription by RNA polymerase II. Gene Ontology annotation, molecular function: protein dimerization activity; DNA-binding transcription factor activity, RNA polymerase II-specific; RNA polymerase II transcription regulatory region sequence-specific DNA binding.